Messenger RNA from Sesamum indicum (sesame), 2183 nucleotides. Its product is annotated as epstein-barr nuclear antigen. The record is from RefSeq and is a predicted model, not a curated record. Lineage: Eukaryota; Viridiplantae; Streptophyta; Magnoliopsida; Lamiales; Pedaliaceae.
CCCCUCACCCACCCCACCCCGGCACCCGGCCCACACAGUUUCUCUAUCUCUCUCUCACACGCACAAUUGCACGCACUGAAAAGAUCAGAGUGGUAUUGUGGAGUAGUUGACACUCUUGCUGCCGGCAGCUCUUAUCUUUGUUUUAGCCUAUCUGGGUCAAAAGGCUAUCGGAAACCCUAGCUUCGGUGCUAUACAAGUGUGUAUAGCUUGAUUGAUUAAGCUUUCUUUUCCUUUUUCUUGUUUUCUUUCUCGAUUUUGUUGAAACUUUUUAGUUUUCAGUCGGUGAGUGUCUAGUAUUUUUCGGUUCAGGGGUUCAGUUGCGGUGUUGGGCUGAAGAAUCGAAGUGAGUAUUUUGAUUUGGUUGUAGUUGGUCCGAAUCUGUCUUCGGAUUGCCUUUUGGCUGCUGAUGAUUGGAACCGUUUGAUUAUAUUUUUUUGUGGGAUUUUACGGUUUUACAGCGGUGUUGUUUCUCUUAUUGAAGUUACGUGUUGAAGGAGUGGCCAAGUUAGGAUUGUGAUUUGAAACUGUAAUUUGGUCUGGAUGAUGUCUGUGGAGAGAUCAUUUGAAGCAUGGGAGGAGGUGCAGCGGCACGGGCUGGACUUGGCUGAUAAGCUUGCGCAGGGUUUCACUGGUUUAAUUCAGUCUCAUAUUACUCCACCCUCGUUCCAGUGGCCAAAUCCUCCAACCCCAAAGCUCUUUGAAGUUGAAUUUCCAACCCAGAAUUUUAUUAAAAGUGACUUUGGGCUAUCUGUAGAUAAUUCUCCAAUUAAUGGUGUCACCGCUAUUUUUGAUAUUGGGAACAGAAUAGGUCAAGCGGGGGCUGAUUUUGGGGCGUGUUUAAAUGGUGUGGUUCAUCAAUUCUUCAGGCGGUUGCCUGUCCCUUUCCGCCACGAUGAAAAUACGGGGAUGUCACUGGGAGUGGAGGGUCAUGGCACAAGGACGAAUAUAGGUAUUACACUGCAAGAGGAUUUGGGGUCUUUGGCUGAGCGAUUCAAGGAUUAUGGGUUCUCUGAAAAUGGUGCUGCAGUGGUAGAGACUUCAACCGAGGAUGAGACUUUUGGUGUCAAUGCCAAGGCAUUGAAACAUUUGGGUCGAUCACAGGGGACCAUCAAUGUGACAUCAACCUAUGACAGCAGGACUAGAAAUGUUGAAAGCUCUCUGGUUGCCAGGGGAGAUCUGUGGAGAGUAGAGGCAUCACAAGGAAGUUCAACAUCGGGAAAUGAGAACUCAUCCCUUUUUCUUGUCCAGCUUGGGCCUGUACUUUUUGUUCGUGAUUCCACACUUCUUUUGCCUGUUCAUUUGUCAAAGCAGCACCUGCUGUGGUAUGGCUACGAUAGGAAGAAUGGAAUGCAUUCUCUUUGUCCAGCCGUGUGGUCAAAGCAUAGAAGGUGGCUGUUAAUGUCAAUGAUAUGCCUCAACCCUUUGGCCUGUUCUUUCAUGGACUUGCAGUUUCCAAAUGGCCAGGUUACCUAUGUAUCCGGUGAGGGUUUGUCCACCAGUGCAUUUCUUCCUGUGUGUGGGGGACUACUUCAAGCACAUGGUCAAUAUCCAGGAGAAAUGAAGUUCAGUUUCUCUUGCAAGAAUAAGUGGGGCACACGCAUAACACCAACGUUGCAGUGGCCUGACAAAUCAUUUGCCUUGGGUCUGGAGCAGGCAUUGGCUUGGAAAAGAUCUGGUCUCAUGGUGAGGCCAACCAUCCAAUUCAGUUUAUGUCCAACUUUUGGUGGGAGCUGUCCUGGGUUAAGGAUGGAACUUACACACUCCGUGAAGGAGGAAUUGAAUCUUAUCUGCGGCUGUGCACUUGUGACACAUCCUUCCGCAUUUGCAUCAGUAUCUGUUGGAAGAUCCAAGUGGAAUGGAAAUGUCGGAAGCACAGGGGUCGUCGUAAAAGUGGAAACUCCUCUCAGCAAUUUAGGCAGGCCUUCUUUCUCUGUUCAAUUAAACAGUGGUAUUGAGUUUUAGCCUCUUUUUUGUGGGUUUCUAUGGGGUCUGCCUGUGCAGUAAACUGUAUAUACAUAGCUUUCAGGUCAAUGUACGAUUAUUAGUGUCUUUCCAGUCGCAGCUUAGGCUUAGUAGUGUUUGUAAUGUCCCACUUUGUCAUGGAUUCGUUGUAAUCGUUGUUCAUCAACUGAAGAAAUCAUGCACAUAACUACCUAUCAACUUUUCCUUUCUAAUAUUUUUAA